This is a messenger RNA of Penicillium digitatum Pd1, 1353 nucleotides long. RefSeq names its product sterol homeostasis protein ARV1. The record is from RefSeq and is a predicted model, not a curated record. Gene Ontology annotation, cellular component: Golgi apparatus; cortical endoplasmic reticulum. Gene Ontology annotation, biological process: regulation of plasma membrane sterol distribution; sterol metabolic process; intracellular sterol transport. NCBI's taxonomy places the organism in Eukaryota, Fungi, Ascomycota, Eurotiomycetes, Eurotiales, Aspergillaceae.
AUGCCUAUUUGCAUUGAGUGUUCCUAUCCGGUCUCUCACCUGUACAGCGCCUACAGUCGUGCCGAUGACCGGUCCCAAGGAAAGGGUGUGCGACUGACGCAAUGCCCACGGUGCCAGCGGUUUGCCGACAAAUACGUUGAAUAUGACUUUGUCGUGCUCUUCAUUGACUUGGUGCUUAUUAAGCCCCAGGUGUACCGACAUCUCCUCUUCAAUCGGCUCGGGCGAGACGACAACCAGUUCGAUCGGUCCAUCAUUCGCCUAGGGAUCCUUCUUCUUCUCUUCGACGUCUACCUGACCUGGGCACGCAUCGAGAAGGACCCAUCCCUCGCAACGACUUUCCUAUCGCGCGCCCCGAUCAUUGUUCAAUACCUCUUCUUCCUAAGCUUGAAUGCAGCCGCAACUCUCGCACAUCACCUCGCCGUGCGCCUCUUGGCCUCAAUCCUGGUUCCACAGUCACGCCGAUACAGUGGUCCAGACACCGCAGGCAGCAGCAAUGCCAACAUCAACCCUAGCACAAAAUCCACAGUAGAUGCUACUUCCUUCUCCUCCGGCCCUCCAACGCCAACUAUGCACACCUCGCCAUCCGGAGUGACAACCAACCCCCACACCCAAAACCCCGCCAACCCCCCCGCAAAUCCACUAGGCCCAACCCAAACACUGAGCUCACAUAGUGAGGUCACCUCUCCAACCGACUUAUCCCCACCACCGCAAGGUACAUUGAUGGGACCACCACCCCGACCUCCGCCGCCUCUGCGCCGGGCAUCAACAGCCCCGCUGCAGAACAUCCAGCCUCUACCCCCUCCAACAGCCGCAAGCCCAGCAGCGAUCAGCACCGCGCUGCUAGUCAGCAGCUGCGCAAAGCUCUUUCCCAUCCUGCUAGUAAUCUGGGGCGCUGACGGCAGCGGAGGUCUCUCUGACAUACCAGCGCACAGCCACACAGCAGCACAGAUCCGGACCCCGAUGCAGGUGGCUACGAUAGCGAGCACUGUGCAUCAGAGCCUGCUUGCCACACCUAUAAAAACUUCCUCUCUCCUCUCUGCGAAAGCGGCUACAGCAUCUCCGCCGUUGGCUUCGGUGCGUUCUUCUUCGUUUCUAGAAUCGUGGCUGGCUGCCACGGCUUCUACGCUUCGGACUUCUACGCGAACGAGUUAUUUGACUGGGCUUUUUGAUUUGCUCGCUUCCAUGUUUUCUCUUGGUGUUGUUGACACGCAGCUGGUGCUGCUGAGUAAUAUCGAGGCCUUGUAUAUCUUACUUGGCUGUGGAUAUCUGCGCGCUGUCGCAGUUGCUGUUACGGGCCAAAUCGCCCGAUGGGCGGUGCAGAGGAUGAUUCUUGGUGCUGUGGGGGUUGGUUAA